UGUAACACCAUUAAGUUGUUACUACCUCAGGCACUAAACGCAGCGAAACUGAACAAAACACAAUAAGUUGUUUGUUUAUGUGAGACACAGUGCGUCAUGUAUCGUUUGGGAAACUGAGGUUGGAAGAAGCAACGGAAGACGCGUGCCAGUAGUCGCUCAAUACACUACCGUUAGCAGAAUAUAUAUAUAUAUAUAUAUUUGUAUUACUGUAAGGGGGGCUAGGGGAUUGUGCUGGGUAAAUACAAACAAACAACACUCACAUAUUUACUUAACAUUGUUGUGUUCCUGACUAAGGUAGCAAAAAUGUGGUGGCAAUGUUUUUUCACCAUUCUCUUUUCGGUGGCAGCAUUUUGCUUGGACAAGCCGUUUGGUGAAGGGGAGUGCUGAGGGGACUGAAGCAUGGCAUGCAGUAGCAAAGAUGGUUUCUGCCAUCAAGGAGAAAGCGAGCCUGAUGUCCUUUGCUGCUUCCCUUGCAGCUACUCUUUCUUACUUUCUCUGCAUGACAGUUGGAGCAGAACCGUCUGGCGGGAACAAAAAGGACGAGAAAUUAUAUCCAGAAAAUUUUACGCACAUCUUGGACAGCCUCUUGGAUGGUUAUGACAACAGGCUGCGACCCGGAUUUGGGGGUCCAGUUACAGAAGUCAAAACAGACAUAUAUGUGACAAGUUUUGGACCUGUUUCUGAUGUGGAAAUGGAAUAUACCAUGGAUGUCUUUUUUCGUCAGACAUGGGUAGACAAACGAUUGAAGUAUGAAGGACCAGUUGAGAUUUUACGGCUUAACAACUUGAUGGUAACCAAAGUUUGGACCCCUGAUACCUUUUUUCGGAAUGGAAAAAAGUCAGUGUCCCAUACUAUGACAGCUCCAAACAAACUCUUCAGAAUCAUGAGGAAUGGCACCAUUUUAUAUACUAUGAGACUUACCAUAAUUGCAGAAUGUCCUAUGAGACUGGUGAACUUUCCAAUGGAUGGCCAUGCGUGCCCUCUAAAAUUUGGAAGCUAUGCAUAUCCAAAAACAGAGAUAAUGUAUUCCUGGACAAAAGGACCAGAUCAGUCAGUAGAAGUUCCAGAAGAGUCUUCCAGUUUAGUCCAGUAUGAUUUGGUUGGACAAACUGUGUCUAGUGAAACUGUGAAAUCCAUUACAGGAGAAUACAUUGUAAUGACUGUCUACUUCCACUUAAAAAGGAAAAUGGGUUAUUUUGUCAUUCAAACAUAUAUACCCUGUAUUAUGACAGUGAUGCUGUCUCAAGUGUCCUUUUGGAUUAACAAAGAAUCUGUUCCAGCAAGAACGGUAUUUGGAAUAACAACAGUUCUGACUAUGACAACUCUCAGCAUUAGUGCACGUCAUUCAUUGCCGAAAGUCUCCUAUGCAACUGCCAUGGAUUGGUUCAUUGCAGUCUGCUUUGCUUUUGUGUUUUCUGCUCUUAUUGAGUUUGCUGCUGUGAACUACUUCACAAACACUAUUGUUAUCAAAGGCAAAAUGAAUGCAAGUAACGUCUGUUCACAACCCCAGUCUAGUUCAGCACAAAAAUUAAAAGAUGAUGAGGAAACCAUCCAGAAGGUAGAUACAAACUCUAACUUAAGGAAGAGAGUGAAUUGUGCAGUACAACCAGACAGUCUCAAGGGAAUGAAAGUUCAACAAAGGAGUAACAAUGAUGCGACUACCAAGGCUUCUGUAGCUGGACAGAUGCAUUCUGCUGUUGCCAUACAAAACACUUCCAAGUCAGAUGCCAACCCUUUCAGCUCAUUCGGCAACAGUAAUCAGGAAACAUGUACACCUUCUGUCCCACCCUCUAUGCCAACCCUGGAUAAUCAGGAUCCUGAACAUUCAAAGACUGGUAUCACCAAUCUACAUCAUUUGCUUGGUGCUAAACUUCAACACAUUCAAGCUGUAAGUAGCAGUUCAGAACAAUCGGCAGAGAUUUCUUCCACAUCUAGUGUACCUCCUGUCAAACCACUGCCUGCCUCCUCAAAUUCAGGGACAAGUAUAAUUGACAAGUAUGCACGUAUUCUCUUCCCAGCUAUAUUUGGGGUAUUUAAUAUGCUCUACUGGAUAGUCUAUCUCUCCAAAAACACUAUGGAGAAAAAAAUUGAUCCUGGGUAAAUCACUCUGUUUUGUAUGUAGGUUACUGGUAUACAAAGUAGCACACUGAUAACAUUUUUUUUCUCUUUUAAAUGUCAUUAUUUUUUAGAUAAAAGUGGAUUUUCCCUACUUUUAUGUGUGAUUAUAAACUUGGCUCUCAGUUAAUAUGUUGAGUAAAACUACCCUAGUACUGGGAGAUAGCUAUUGGUUCUAUUCUUUCUUACUGCUACAGGUGUGUACACUUUCCUGCUGUUGUAUUGGAGAACAGUACUAGUAGUCUGUAGAAAUUGGUCUAUGCCUGCUUGUGCAGUCCUUUUAGUUUAACCUUCAGCUUCCAGCAAGAGAUAUAAUUAAUGCAGACAAAUAUAAAGUAAGAAUGUUACUGUUCUGGGUAGUCCUCCAUUUCCAGGCAUUGGACUAGUGAUGUUGUCUUCCAUGUUGCUAUUUUGACAUUUUAUUUAUUUAUUUGUUUGUUUACAUACUUAUUCAGUUAGUUAUUCAUUCUUUUGAUAACCUUGUGGAUCGGCUUGACAAAUGACCCCAUUCAAUCAUGGUAGUGCAUUUUAGUUAGUACAUAUUAGAUUAAAAAUAGUGGAAUAGCAUUUUAUUAUGAAAUUCCUAUUGGAUUUGACACAAAGCUAAAUGCAUUUUAAUCUUUGGUCUUUUUGUGCUUCUACUAUUGAGAAAUGUAUUCAGCAUUGUAAUAAAAAGAAAUAAUGGAGCAUAAGCAUCUUAUUACUUAGGACAACUUAUUUUUAUUUGAAACAAAACUGAUAAACUUGGAAUGUACUAGUGAAAGCAGUAAAGUGUUAUUUGUGAGAUUAUCAGUGUAAUUGGUUAAUCCAUUUCACAUGUCAGGAAUAAAUAACUUUAAAUGAGGUAUAUAGAUUCAUUGAGAUUGACUUCAGAUGUGGCCUUGAACAACUGUUUUCAGUUUAGCUUCAAAUCAGAACUUUUCCCCAGUACAUGUAUUAUAUUUGUUUUUGCAAUUGAUGAGCUUCUCACAUAGAAGCAAGCCACGUGGUUCUGACACUUCUGUUAUGAAACUGUAUGGCACAAAUGCCCAGACCACAAAUGCACAAUCACAAAAAUAUUAAAGGUGGAUGACACUGAAAUAAAUAGAAAACUCAAAACAA
Molecule: messenger RNA, 3216 nt
Organism: Protopterus annectens (West African lungfish)
Lineage: Eukaryota; Metazoa; Chordata; Ceratodontiformes; Protopteridae
Gene: GABRA4
Product: gamma-aminobutyric acid type A receptor subunit alpha4
Exons: 9
Coding region: 419-2101 (560 amino acids)
Biological process (GO): regulation of postsynaptic membrane potential; monoatomic ion transmembrane transport; synaptic transmission, GABAergic
Cellular component (GO): postsynapse; GABA-A receptor complex; dendrite membrane
Molecular function (GO): transmitter-gated monoatomic ion channel activity involved in regulation of postsynaptic membrane potential; inhibitory extracellular ligand-gated monoatomic ion channel activity; GABA-gated chloride ion channel activity
Source: RefSeq, a predicted model, not a curated record